CUUGAAAAAAAAACUCUUCUUGGAAUCUUAAAUUAAUUAAGUUUAGUGGUUAAACAAUUUUCCUCUCUGCUCUAAUCAAGUCUCCCUAGAUUUCGAUUAGAACACAAAGACUUUACUAGAGAAGAAGAUACAACUGCAAAGAUGAUCUACAACGAUGAUGAACCGCCAAGGCAGACAGAAGGAUUAGAUGGAAACUUGGAGACGAGAAUCAUCCACAAGCAGGAGGCACCGAUGGAGGAAAGCCAAUUUAAGGUGUUGUUGGAGCUCAAGGGAGUUGGAUCAAAGCAUGGCAGAUUAGGGGUGGAUCUUGUGACCGUCUUGGAUAUCAGCGGAAGCAUGAGGGGAUCCAAAUUGGCAAAAAUGAAACUUGCAAUGCAAUUCUUGGUCAAGAAACUUAGCCCAAGCGAUCGUUUAUCUGUCGUCACUUUCAACAGGAAGGCCGAUAGGUUGUGCCCGUUGUGCCAGAUAAAUGAUGAAUCUCGAACGGACAUUAUACAAAAGGUCAACGAGAUAGUAUCCCGGAGUUCCACAAACACAGAGUCUGGUCUUAAACUAGCCUUAAAAAUACUUGGGGACCGCGUUCACACAGAAAGGCGUCGUGUCGCCAUCAUGCUUAUAUCGGACGGGAUGGAAGAUGCAGAGAGUAAGGCUGUCUGUGUUUCAGUCCGCGAUGUGCCCGUGUACACAUUCGCUUGUGGUAGUGAUUGUGAUCCAGAGGUGCUCAGCCGCAUUUCCAAAAAUAGCAAUGGCGGAAUGUUUGCAGCUGUCCCAGAUUUUGAUGACUUGAAUGUUGCAUUCUCUACGGCUUUGGCUGGGCUUCUGCAUGUAGCUAUCGAGGACCUCACUCUUACUAUUAAACCGCUGAAUAGUUCUCAAUUGGAUGAGGUGAAUGCCGGAUCUUACCCACAAACGAAAUAUGACACUGUAUUGAAGGAGCCUGUAAUCAUUACAUUCAGGACAUUAUACGACAGAGAGACCCGCAGGGUCCUUUUGCUACUUACUCUCCCAAAGGUCGUUGAAGAUGAGUCGGCUAUCAAAAUCUUGGAUAUUGUAUACAAGUACAGAGUUGGUGGGAAGGAUACACUUGAGUCUGGUACCAAAAGCAUACAUGUGACCCGCAAUGAUUUGUCAACAGAGGCAGAGAAUGAGGAGGUGCUAGCCGAGGAGAGACGUAUCAGUGUUGUAAGCAACAUUAAAGAAGCAAGAAUUUUGGCUGACCGGAAAAAUCUGGAGGAGGCCAGGAUUAAUCUGGUUGUUGCUAAAAAAUUACUGUCGGAGGUUGAUGCUAUUCUGACUGCUCAACUGGACCAACUCUUUCUACUCAUGGUAUCCCCAAAAACAUACGACGAACAAGGAUUUGUUUUUGCGCUAGCUCUUGAGGCAUCUCAUGAAGCCCAACGUGCCACAACUGUCCCAGGUGCUGAUCACUUUCAGGCAGGUAUGUUUAACACUCCCCAUAUGGACUUAUUCAUUGAACAAGCCAGGUCAUUUGACAUGGAUCCCGUAUAUAAAAUACCCACGGAGGAUGAGGAUAUGAAAAUCGUCGCACUUGUGCACUGAAAUUACCAAGGGAUUUGAAGAACCGACCAAACUGGGCUUAAAAAUUAUACUCAUGACUUAUUCAUGUUUUUAUCUUUGGUGAAGUGCUAUUAUUUUUACACAAUGUAAAACAGAAAUGAAUGUGAUAAGAGUGAAAGUCUUGUUGUGUGUAAACUCCGUUUCUAUUUUCCCAAUUUAUUUUUGAUCGGUCUAUUUUCCCAA
Papaver somniferum (opium poppy) is the source of this 1761-nucleotide messenger RNA. Its product is annotated as E3 ubiquitin-protein ligase WAVH1-like. NCBI's taxonomy places the organism in Eukaryota, Viridiplantae, Streptophyta, Magnoliopsida, Ranunculales, Papaveraceae. The transcript is spliced from 4 exons. The coding region runs from base 142 to 1560 and encodes 472 amino acids. The record is from RefSeq and is a predicted model, not a curated record.